Penicillium brasilianum is the source of this 6206-nucleotide messenger RNA. The record is from the annotation of a GenBank genome assembly. NCBI's taxonomy places the organism in Eukaryota, Fungi, Ascomycota, Eurotiomycetes, Eurotiales, Aspergillaceae.
CUCACUUCACCGCCCUUAUACACCGCCCUUCCUGCUCGCCCGCCGACCCAGCUGAAUAUACCGCCUAUCAGACCGCCUGAUCAUACAAAGCCCGUUGAUAGGCAAAAUAUCUCACCUUCCUAAUCAAAGUACAACUUCUUCUCCAAACGAAACUUCCCUAUGCUCGUCGCAUCUCAACUGUUUUCCUGCCGUAUUUUGAUUUUGUAUUUCCAAGAAGCUCUGAAAUCCAACUGAGAAGAUUACCUCGCACAAACUGGUCUACACACCGAGCUACGUGUAGGGGGCCAAUACUUUUGGCCCCCAUCAACUCAACAUGGAUACCAAACCCCCAGAUCCAGUUGACUGGGGAGUAGACGCCGUGGUUAACUUCCUGUGCAACCCCCAGGAAGCUCCCUGGACUAAGUCUGCCACUUCUUCACGCCCAAAUCUCACUGCACUCGAGACUUCACUUCGUAAUAAUGAAAUCAACGGAGAAGCUCUACUUCAUGAUGUCGACCGGGAGGCCCUGAGGGAUGACCUGGGUAUCAAAGCUCUAGGUCACCGCAGUAGUGUCCUCAGAGCUAUUGAUUGGCUACGCGUUCGAUCCCCCAAGUACCAAACAUCAAAGCGGCAAUCCCCUUCUUCUAACCAACCUAUUUCAACGGAAAGCAUGUUAUCACCCAUCAACUCUCCACCUAUCGUGGGAUCUGUGGAUGUGAAUACACACUUUCCAUCCGUUGCUCCCGAAAUGACGCCAGUUUCCGCAGUUGCAGGAAUGACUGAGCCACUGCAAACCACCAAACCAAACUCUUCUUCCUCCGCCCAGCCUCAAUUAACUGAGCACCAUUUGACUGAGCAUCUCUCAUGUUCUGCUAACUCCCGUUCUAUCGCUCCUCCUGUUGACGCGCCUAGUCACAUGCAGCCGGCACCACCCGCAAGUACGCCAGGAUCCGCAGCCGCAGGCAUGAAAGCAAAACGUCGAAUUGCACCGACUCUGGUGACUGAGCCUGGGGAACAGCGAGUAGGAGAGGGGUUUUUCCUGGCAGAGGAGGUGUCCCUUUACAAUCAAAUGAGCAAUCUCUCAUCGCAUCCUGUCCUCGAACGCAUCAGAAAUACCUCCACCGAGAUCGUUGGUGAUGACGGAAGCGGGAAGGGCUCAGUUUCCAAGUCUUCUCGUGCCAAAAUCGUCGCACCAAGCACACCCUCGCUGGAGUCGCAUCUUUCUGCGGACAGAUCGUACAAACUAGGUGGGCAUGACUAUGACUUCUUGGCUCAAUUACUCGAGAAUCACCCCCCAGAGCCAGAGGGAAAGGAAGAUGACGUUCUUCCCCUCUAUGGUGAAUCGGAUGUCGAGUACGAUGAAGAGACCCAGCAAGAGAUUGAUGAUGAUAAGCUGGAUUCAAUGGCUGGUCUUUCAUGGGCUGAAUGCGAAGCCAUUGUCUCUGAUUUCAUUGCCAAAUACGAGACGGCUUGGAAUGAAAACCAUCUGCCAAAACACCGGCAGUAUGCUCAAGUGGUGUGGCAGCAGGCCCGGAAUGCUCGCACAGGGAAGGCUUACAAGUCACGCGUGUUGCGAACUCUAAAUGGACUUCGUUUACGACUGGAGACCCAAAAGAGCGCCCUGGUCGAUGUCGAAUACAGAUCCAAAACUGCCUUCCUAGCUGCAUGUAAGAUCAUGGACCCUACGCUGGAUCAACUUUGUUUUGAGAAAUGGAGGCUGGAAACCAUCGAGAUGGACACGUGUCCACCAUUUGUUCCCCCGCCCCCGAGAGUUUCUCGGCCUCGGAAACGACGUGUGGUGGAUGAAGAGGCGGACGAAGAGUCUGUGGGCUCAGAGUCCGAAUUAUCAGCCGAUGACGAGGCUUCUGGCAAUGAGGCUUCUGCCGACGAAUCCGACUCGGGAUUUCAAGGGGAUAUUCCAGAUCGACCCCAGAGAGGUCUCGUGGGACCCAUUCCAAGGGCAACAGACUUGGUCACUCUUAGAUCUGAUGACAGCGAGGAGGCCUUUGUUGCUAACAAAAGGCGCCGACUUCUGGGUAGUCAAGACCAUGACGAGGCCAAGAGCCAUAGCAGCCCGAGCAGGGUUGGUCCCUUUGCAGAAAUUGAAGACGGAGAACCUUACCCAGUUUCCAGCCCGGACCAUUUCUCUCCCUUCAAAGCAUUUCAACUUGACUCAUCCCCGCAGGCUCUACAUGAGUCUGACGCGGCAGAAGAUAUGAUAGUCGAGACACCGCCUCUCAACCCAACAUUGCCAGCUUCCUCUCCUCGAGAUGUCGACAUGGAGGAUGAUUUCCUAGUGAAGACACCUCCACUCAAUCCGACCAACCUACCACAGCCAACUUUGAAGCUUAAGCUGACUCUAUCGUCCUCCGAGCCGCCGUCUGGGAAUACUACCAAGGACACCUCCCUAUGCCUCCAGCCCCGGAAGACUCCUUCGCGAUCAGCGUCUCUCGACCAAGACAGCAGUGAUAUCAACAGCCCCAACAUGGACGAUAUUGACAUUUUCGACGAGAUGGUUCACAUGAGCUGGUCAGAAGUUGAAUCCUCGGGGAAUCGUAUCUGGCUCCUGGCUAAACACCUGACAUGCUUGCCACCGGAGGAGAACAAGUCCUUCGGGCCUUACAUGGAAGAACUCAUCGACCCUGUCUACAUGGAAGAGGUUACUGCAGCGUUGCAAGCGAUGCUCAAAAAUCAGUGGCAUCUGGAGGGCAGGACUGAAGAUAAGAGCAAACCUGCAAUGCGACUAGGUGCUUUCUUCGUAUCCUGGCACAGCUGUAAGAUGCUGACUGCCCGGGGCAUGGGAAGAGAGACACUUCAAAGAGCUCUUGAAGCCCUUGAAGAUGACGAAGAGUUGAAAAUGUUCAUUCCAUUCCUCCAUAGGCUGAAAAGGCUCUAUGUUUCGUAUCGAGCUUGGCUAUCACGACAAAAGUUCCGCAAAGAAGGACACGGCACGUAUUCCGAGUCUGCGGGUUCUGACAGCAACCUGCAGAAAAGGAGGGAAGAAAUCCGAAAGAGACGCCGUUCGAGACCAACGGGGCCACGACCGCUGAGCAACAUGCAGAAGGAUGCACAAGAACGACAAGCAAAGCAAGACCAAGCCCGCGAGCGCCUUAGGAAGGAACGUGAAAGUAAGGGCCUGAGCAACAGUGACCCAGAAGGGCAAGCUGUGACCUUCAAGGAUCCGGUCAUCUACUUACAUCCUCAAUUGGGUCGAUAUGUCAAGCCUCACCAAUUGACAGGCAUCCAGUUCAUGUGGCGAGAGUUGAUUGAAGCAAAUAACCAACAAGGCUGUUUGCUUGCCCACGUCAUGGGACUGGGCAAAUCGAUGCAGGUUAUCUCCCUUUUGGUCACUAUUGCCGCCGCCGCCAACUCGGAUAACCCCGAGAUCAGCAAACAAGUUCCCCAACGCUUUCAUCGGUCGCAGACGCUUGUCCUAUGCCCUUCUUCUGUGGUGCAGAAUUGGGUAGACGAGUUCGCUAUGUGGACACCCUUCGACAAUCAUCUUGGGCCAGUCCGGGAGAUCGCUCCUCGUGGCAGGAAUUACGAGAUCCCCGAGAGGUUGAAGAUAAUCCGUGAAUGGGACAGAAGUGGCGGCGUCCUCAUCAUGAGCUACGAGAUGCUUCGUAUCCUCAUCGUGAACAAGCCAGCUAGACUCAAUGAAGAGGAUCACGAACUUGUUCAACAUUGUCUCCUGGUGCGAUCUAAUAUCAUUGUCGCGGACGAGGCCCACAAGCUGAGGAGUGCGAAUUCAGCAAUCUCGCAAGUCGCCUCUCGUUUCAAAUCAACGAGCCGCAUUGCUAUGACUGGCUCACCGCUGUCGAACCAGCUUUCUGAGUACUACCAAAUGGUCGAGUGGGUUGCGCCUGGCUACCUGGAAGAUCCAGCGACGUUCAAGAGAAAAUUCAUGGAUCCGAUUCAAGCUGGGUCCUACAUUGAUAGUACCAGGUCGGAACAGAGAGAAAGCUUGGUAUCGUUGCAGCUUCUUAACGGCAUUUUGGCCCCUAAGGUCCUCAGAGCUGAUACCUCUGUGCUCGCUGCUGAUCUACCUGUCAAAACCGAGUUCGUUCUCACAGUACCUCUGACAGAACUGCAGAGAAACGCCUACAACACCUUUGUGGACUGUGCUCAAGCUGGAAAAGCGGAUGCAAGCUUGAAGCUCUGGUCAUGGCUGGCUAUCAUGCAAUUGUGUUGCAACCACCCCUACCCAUUCCGCGAAAAGCUCAGCGACCGUGUAAAACAACAGGAGGAUAAUGAAGGUCCGUCUGUUUUGCCGACAUCAAUCCAAGACGCUGGUCUUCCGGGCGAUCUGGUAUCUCGAAUGGAGGCUCUUUUCAGCAAGUACUCUGAUCUGCACGACAUUGCCCUGUCCAACCGUGCUGUCCUACUUGAUCAGAUACUGGACCUAUCCAUCAAGGCUAGGGACAAGGUUCUGAUCUUCACCCAGAGCAUUCCGACAAUGGACUAUCUUGAUUUUAUGCUGAAAAAACGUGGACGAAAGUACCAACGCAUCGAUGGCAGCACCCCCGGUCUCGAUCGCCAGGUGGCGACAAAGCUAUUCAACUCUGCUUCCGGCGAACACAUCCUCUUGAUUUCGACUCGGGCAGGCGGCGUGGGUCUUAACAUGUUUGGUGCUAACCGGGUGGUCAUCUUCGAUUUCCUCUUCAAUCCUAUGUGGGAGGAGCAGGCGGUCGGACGUGCAUAUCGCCUUGGUCAAAAGAAGCCGGUCUACGUCUAUCGCUUCGUUGCCGGCGGUACGUUCGAAGAGCUUAUCUUCAACAACGCAGUUUUUAAAAGACAACUUGCCGUUCGCGUGGUGGACAAGAAGACGGUUGUGCGUGAAAGUUCCAGGAAGCUCUCAACAUAUCUUACGCACGUGAAGGAUAUGGCUAGGGAUGAGGAGUAUGACGCCCGGGGGCGGGAUCCCGAGGUUCUUGACAAACUCCUCGAAGGUGAAUAUCGUGAGAUCAUUCUGAAGGCGACACUAUCCCACAUUCAAGACAAUGAGAACGAUCACCUCACCGAGGAGGAGAGCCGCCAGGUUGAAGACAGGCUCAAAUUGGAACGACUGAAACGGUCAGAUCCGCUGGCGUACAGCGCUGAAAUGAAGCGACGAGAUGAUGCAGAAAAGGCGCGCCAACAACAGAUUGCUCGCCUCAACGGUGAUCAACCCUUGAAUACGUACGAGCAGCGGAUUGAGCAAGCCGAACAGCAACAAUCUGUCACGAUGCAGUCGCAAUACCUUGCCUCUCUCAACCGUGGCCCGGUUCCGAGGUCCAUCGCCAACAAAUCGCCGUUGUCUGUCAAUAACACGGGCGAAGCACACCCUCCUCCAGUCCUAACUGGGCCCAACUCUACGAUAGUUGCACCUCACCGACUGCAAAUCCGUGCAUAUCAGCCGAGCUCGUUGUCGUUUGUAGCCACAAGCCCAACCAAACAAUCUAUGCCCUGGUCUGCGUACGCGCCGAGCUCCUCGUCACUGAGACAAGACAACGGCGGAGAUACUCGACUGGCCUAUGUGGUACCCCCUGACAAUGAGGUCAUUGUAAUUGACGAUGAUUCAACCCAUUCCACGCCGGUGAAGGUACCCGCAAAUCCUGCUGCAGACAACUCGCCCGUUUCGCCCACUCCAAACAUGCGUGGUGAUGUUGUCCAGAUGAAUACCAAGCAACCAACAACUGCCAAGCAGAAAGAAUCACAGGUGGCUAUGGUGCCUAGCCAAACCGAAACCCUGGACCUUGGCGGCGAUAGCUCCGCCGAUUCGAUCGACAAGAAUGUCGCGGGAACCGGUCACGACGAGGUCACCGAACCUCUUCCUUCAGUCGCUAACCAGGAGACCCCCUUGGAUGCCAGCAAUAACGGCACCGUGAAUCUCGAGGCGACUGGGUCACAGAAGAAAGCUGUUGCCACAGCGCUCGAAAAUUUCGCGACACCUCCAAAUCUGUCCAGCCAAUCCGAGGCGAUGGACAUCAGCGACGGCGCAUAGGUGGUUAGCAGGAUGCUCAGUAUCCUCCGUGGAACCUGCCAAACUACGCUCUUACGCAGCUCUCGCUUCUUAUUUGUUUUAUUAUCUGUGUUAAUGAUACCCCCUAUGCAUUUUCUUUUGUUGCUUUAACGUGAUCAACGAGGACGCGAUCUUACCUCUGCGGUGAAUCUUCUUCAAUUACCUCAGGUCGUAAGCAUUUUCAAUAAGUACGAAUAUCAAACAUCAGUUACAUGUUGAACCGCAU